Messenger RNA from Colletotrichum karsti, 2184 nucleotides. RefSeq lists its product as uncharacterized. The coding region runs from base 1 to 2184 and encodes 727 amino acids. NCBI's taxonomy places the organism in Eukaryota, Fungi, Ascomycota, Sordariomycetes, Glomerellales, Glomerellaceae. The transcript has a single exon. The record is from RefSeq and is a predicted model, not a curated record.
AUGGGUUACUCUUUCUUUCCCCGGGCAGACCCGGCCGUCCCACCACCGCCGAAGGUGACUGUCGAGAAGUCCCCGAAACCAAAAUUCAACCCCGAAUUCGACGAGACAAGAGACGAGCCGAGAAGCAAUCUUCAUCGUCUGCAAUACGGUCUGGGGCAAUACGGCAUAAUAGUCAUCGGUGGCGGUACAGCCCUCAUACUCGCAAUCCUCGGCUUUCUCCUGUUUCUUUGGACAGCCGAAGGCAAAGACGACGGAAGGCAGGCUUCCAUUGCUUGGAGACGAAUCAUGCUUGAUCAGCGCAUAACCCAAGCAAUCACCAUAUCCACUGUUCUACUCCGAAGUGCGGUCACGGCCCAAUCGUCCAUCUACACCAGCCUCAUCGCUGGUAUCAUACUGGAAAAGCAUGGAGUACCGCUAUACCGAGUCGCCGAGGUGUCCAUGAUUCGCUGCGCGAACGACGGCCCUUUCGGACUGGCAUGGCUUCUCGUCACUUCUGCGCGCAAAUCGCGAUUACAGGCGACGCUCGCGAUCACCCUGCUUCUGACCACCAUUGCGGUCCAAUUCUCCUCGACACUUUUGGUCUCUGAUCUCGACUUCAACUCUCUUGUCGGAGAUCCUCGAGACACCUCUCUGAGGGUCCAUAUGAGUAUGGACGUGAUUACUCUGAAUCGCCAAUUGAAUGACUGGAUCUUGCGGCCUAAAGCAUAUGUGCCGUUUGGUGAAGCGCCUUCCGCGGGAGAUCCGACGCCUAGCGAUCUAGGCGUCAGCGACACUGGAUUCGUGAACAGGGUUUUCCUCCCGGUUUCGACAGAGAAAAUGGCCUCUUUGCGCGAGUAUGAUGGGAAAGGCUACGGCUUCGACUCCCGAUUCGUAUGCAUGCGUCCUUCCAUGUCCGCUAUCCUUACUGUUACCAUUCCACCGCCAGGAACAACGUUCUUGCCUUUCUACUUGGCAAUCGUCGGCAAUUUGUCACCGGCGACGACUUUCCGACAAGCCGGACUGCAGUUACCGGCAGGCUGCGAAGAUGGGCGAUGUUUCCCAUCAUCCUUCAACUGCUCACUCCCUCAGUUCCAAUACAGCCAAUCCCAGGUCAAACAGGGUCUUACCAACAGCCUUUGUCUACCGGAUGGCGUUAACGCCAGACCCAGCGCUCAAAACUUCACCAUCUCUGACCAAGGUAUAGCCGCUUGGUCCCAAGCCUUCCUCUUCUUCAGAACUAACGGGACUCACGACUUAUGGAAAGCGCCUGGAGGACAGUUUCGGGAUGGCAGUGUUCGUCUUGAGAGCAUCACCCGCACCGACGGAGAGUGGAUCACCUACGAGCCUGGGAUAGGUGUGCCGAACGCUGCUGGCCAACUGGUCAACAAUGGCGCGCUGAGGCUGGAUGUGUCAAUGUGUUUCCAGCAGUUGGCAGUCAACUUUGCCGACGUCCAGGUCUCGACCAAGAAAGACCUGGAGGCGCCGCAGGUGGUGUGGGAUAUCGAUGCAAAAGCAUGGGACACCAGAAAGGUUCGACGGCAACUGGGUAUUGGUCCUCGAUCCAACUCGAAGACGCGACGGGGUGUCUACACCGUUGACUCCAUCACGAACAGGCAGCAUCUCAAUGCCACGCAGUAUCUCACCAACAAGCUGAUCAACGACCUAUACAACUCGCCUCGAGACAAUGUCUCGAUCUUUCUAGAUCCCUUGGGGAGCGGCAUCUCCCAUGUCAAGCCCAACGUGGAGUACCAAGCCAUAUUUGCCGACAUCCUCAACGCGACCAACAGACCCGGUGUGGCGAUGCAGUCCACGUUGACUGCUCUAUCGGGCUCGAUCAUCAACGAGGCUCUUCCGCAGUUUGACGUUGUCGGGAACGCCGUGUUGACUUCUUCCGUCAACGUGCUGACCCCACAAAGCUUUCGGGGACUUCUCGUAGUUUACGCAGUGGUUGCCCUGAACAUGGCCGUUGGGUUGACGGUGAUCUUCAUGUUCAUGGUGCAGUGCCGUUAUUCCACCCAGGGCAACUACUGGCAAGGCGUCUCGCAACUUAUGUCUGAUGAGACGGCCUGGAUAGUAGAAGGGGCCACACAGUCUAGUGAUGCCCAUGUCAAGAGUCAGCUGGGAGAAGCAGGUCAACAUGUCUUGAUCAGCCGGUCCAGCCGGAGCGGUCGCGUAAGAGCAGCCACGGCUGAGUCAAUUGAAUGA